UUUCCAUUAUGAAUUUUGUGUUACAUCAUAAGUUAGUAAAUGUAUUUACUAACAACAAUAAUGUUUUGUUAAUAUAAGAUCUAUAUGAAACACUGAAUGUAUAUAUAUAUACACACGCCAGUCUUUUUCUACAUCAGGCAUAUUGGUGUUGUAUAGACUUAACAUGGCUGACUGUUAGUGGGGCUGAUAUUCUGUAUUCUUUCUUUCUUCUUCUGUGUGAGGGGAAAUAGUCUGAGUGAAACUGGAAUAAGCAUCACCCAUCUCACACACACACACAUUCGUAUACUUACACACUCACUAAACAUCACACAGCUACAGAGGAAGACUUGAGAGGGAACUGCUGGUUCCCACUGACUCACCACCAACACUAUUCCAUCAACAUGAAGCCAUUGUCACACCAUAGCAGCAGUGACACAAACAACCAUUAACAACAGAACAUUGGGACCAAGUCACAGUUUAUACAACAAAGGAUUUUACUCAAUAAAUGUGUGGUUUACAUUUUUGUUUUCUAUAGAAGUCCUUCUUCAUCCAAAUGGCAGAUAUGUUUGUAGCAAUUUGCAUACUUCUCUCUUGUAUGCAUUGUAGUCUGUGUAAAGACAUUACCUUUCAUGUAAAGGAGGAGAAUGUUCCUUACUAUUUCAUAGGUGACAUUGCUACUGAAACUCUUGUCACCAAAACUCUUUUAACUGACGAUGCCAGUCUCUUCACAUUUAAUCAACUUAAACAGAAAGGAACUCAACUGUUUAAUGUAACAAAAGAAGGAAAAUUGUACACAGCUCAAACUUUGGAUGCCGAAGUUUUGUGUCGAUAUAACACUGAAUGUUACAGAACUGUGAAAGUUGCUAUCCAUAAACAUAAAACAUUUAUGAAGAUCUUAAAGAUUAAAGUCAUAAUAGAAGACACCAAUGACCACCAACCUGAGUUUCCUCAGAAAGAAAUCACUCUACAUUUUAGGGAAGCAGAUGGUAAAGGUAUGAAGAAGGCUAUACCUAAUGCUGUUGAUAAAGAUGUUGGAUAUCAGAACAGGCUGAUUAAUUAUAAAUUGAGAAAUAAUUCUGUGAAAUUUGUGCUGUCUGUUUCUAAAAGAGUGGAUGGAAUAUCCAGAUUGGAAAUUGUUUUGAAUGAAAAAUUAGACAGAGAGCAAAAAGAUAUCUAUCAUGUUCAGGUAUCAGCUACAGAUGGGGGAUCCCCACCUAAAGAAUGUGUCUUAAAGAUAACAAUAAUAGUAGAAGAUGAGAAUGAUAAUUUACCUCUUUUCUCAAAUGACCUCUACAAUAUUUCUAUUCAGAAUACUUAUCAAAUAUACAAACCGAUAUUAACUCCUUCUGCAAAUGAUAAGGAUAGUGGUAAAAAUGGGAUGAUUUCUUAUUAUUUUAGUCCAAUGACUUCUGAUAUUGACAAAACAUACUUUGGCCUGAAUAAAACAACUGGAGAUAUAUUUCUAAUUGAUGAAAUUGAUAUUGAUGAAGAGAGGAUUAUGUAUACACUUUAUAUAGAAGCCAGGGAUGGAGGUUUUCCACCCCUGAGUUCCAUAGCAGCUGUCCAUGUAAAUGUUAUCAACGAACACAACAAACCCCCAAAUAUUGAUGUGAACUUUAUUUCUACACAGAAUCACAACACAGCCACCAUUCUGGAAGACAUCAAAGUUGGUAGUUUCAUUGCUUAUGUGAUGGUCACGGACAAUGAUGUUGGACACAAUGGAGAGGUGAACUGUCAUAUCAAAGACGACACAUUCAAACUACAGUCAAUGGGAUUGAAGGAAUAUAAAAUAGUUCUAAAGAAAGCAGUAGACAGAGAGACACAGGAACAUUAUCACUUUACUGUGUCGUGUGAAGAUAAAGGAUUACCUGCUCUGAAAACUGAUAAAGAUCUGUCAAUCCAAGUGUUGGAUGUGAAUGAUGUAGAACCACACUUUACGAAAGACACAUUCAAGUUCCUUACCUAUGAGAAUGACAAAGCUAAUUUCCCUAUUGGCUUUAUCAAUGCUACAGACCCAGAUAUUGGUAAGGGAGGUGAAUUGUCUUAUUCUCUGAGAAAUAAACAGCAAUAUCGUCUGCCAUUCCAGAUUAUCAACUCUGGCUUUAUUUCAACAAACCAGUCUUUAGACAGAGAACACAGAGAUUUCUAUGAGUUUGAGGUUUUUGUGAAAGACAAUGGAAGCCCAUCUCUGAAUAACACAGUGAAUGUUGAAGUGGAAGUAUUGGAUAGAAAUGAUAAUGCUCCAUAUUUUACAUUUCCUAGUGUUGACCAUUUCACUCUUAAUGUCCACUAUCAUCCGCAAAGUAAGAACGACAUCACAGUUCUGAAAGCAUCUGAUAUAGACAGUCACAUGAAUGCUUUUCUCAGGUAUGAAAUCGUUUCAGGUAACGAGAGACAGUUAUUUAAACUGGAUUCGUUCACUGGUGUGUUAUCUUACUCUCGCACAGUUUACCAAAAUGAUGCCGGAUCAUAUGAGCUUGAGUUUGUUGUGAAAGACAGUGGUACUCCAGUUCUGUCAGCAACAACUAGUGUGUCUUUGACACUGACUGUUAGUAACAAGACGUCACCAAUGUUCACAGCUGUGCACCUACCAAGUGAUAACACCAUAGAUGCGACAUUGUUGAUUAUCAUUGUAGUAGCAGCUGUGAUAGUAUCUAUAGCUAUUGUGGUUUCUAUAACCCUGUGUAUUGUGAGAUGUAACAAUGUGAGAAAUAGCUCAUCUGAAAGAACAGCAGAAGAGAAACAGGCAUACCAAUGUCGCAAUGAGAUGAGACAGUUGAUCUAUCAAGGUAACAACAGUGUACCUGUGAUGUCAGGCAAUCGAGGAGAGAUGUCAGACAGAUACGGUCAUUCGAGGAGCCAUUAUUAUCCUGAAGACUGGAAGACAUCAACAAUGAGUCGGACACUUCAGAAGUCUACAAAGAAAUACAGUCAACCCAUUGAGGUGACAUCUUAUGGAGACAACAGACCGUCUUCUAACUAUCCCACCGACACAUUGACCAGUCGUAAGAGCAGUGGACAGUGCUGGAGUGAGCGGUCAAGUAGACAGUAUGAAGAAAUACCAGCAAUGUCAGGUAAGAGACUUUGUAAUUUCUUCUUUUCAUAUAAGUGGUAUUACUAA
Molecule: messenger RNA, 3100 nt
Organism: Octopus sinensis (East Asian common octopus)
Lineage: Eukaryota; Metazoa; Mollusca; Cephalopoda; Octopoda; Octopodidae
Product: protocadherin beta-15-like
Exons: 3
Coding region: 533-3100 (855 amino acids)
Biological process (GO): homophilic cell-cell adhesion
Cellular component (GO): plasma membrane
Molecular function (GO): calcium ion binding
Source: RefSeq, a predicted model, not a curated record